AACAGGCCUAGAGAAGGGAGGUGAGAACCCUCGGGUCACACAGUGAGACAAACAGAAUGCCACCAUGAACCCGGCUCUCUCCUAUGAACCCAGCAUAUUGAACCCCCAUAGCUGCACCCCAAGACAGCCCAGGAGGGCAUCGCUGAGGGCUCUUUCAAUGAAGGCAUUCACUGUGGGGCAGGGAGUCCUUCUGUGGGGCUGACUCACUGCCUGGGGACGCGAUUGCCACAAAGCAGCCUGCACUAAGGCCCCGCUGUCCCCUGGGGCUCCAGGAAUGGGAGCCGGCUCCCGGGCCGCCCAGCCUGAGUCACUGCUAACUCCGAGUUGUGCGUGUUUUUUCACUUGGCCCCACACCCCCAGAGUUGGGUGGGAACUCUGAGACGGCACCGCACACAGAGAAGUGAGUCCACCCUGGGCUGAAUAAUCCAGAGUAGGAAGUCCAAUGGGACCGGAGUGAUGAAAUCAGAGGGGAACCUGGAGUCAGCAGUUGGAAGGCCACGCCUUCCCCAGGUGCAUAUAAAGGAUCCUGGGGAUUGAGCCGCCACAGCAUCCUCUCAGCCGCCCUGAGCACCUUUCUCUUCCCUCUGCCGACUCGCUCGCUCGCUCACUCACCUCCUCCUUGGCACCAUGACCACCUGCAGCCGCCAGUUCACCUCCUCCAGCUCCAUGAAGGGCUCCUGUGGCAUUGGUGGUGGCUCCAGCCGCAUCUCCUCUGUCCUGGCCGGAGGAUCCUGCCGGGCGCCCAGCACCUAUGGGGGCCUGUCAGUCACCUCCUCCCGCUUCUCCUCUGGGGGAGCCUGCGGGAUGGGGGGCGGCUAUGGCGGUGGCUUCAGCAGCAGCAGCAGCUUUGGUGGGGCCCUAGGUAGUGGCUUUGGUGGUGGCUUCGGUGGCGGCUUUGGUGCUGGUUUUGGUGUUGGCUUCGGUGGCGGCUUUGGUGCUGGUUUUGGUGUUGGCGAUGGCGGCCUCCUGUCUGGCAAUGAGAAGGUGACCAUGCAGAACCUCAACGACCGCCUGGCCUCCUACCUGGACAAGGUGCGCGCCCUGGAGGAGGCCAACACCGACCUGGAGGUGAAGAUCCGAGACUGGUACCAGAGGCAGCGGCCCUCCGAGAUCAAAGACUACAGCCCCUACUUUAGGACCAUUGAGGACCUGAGGAACAAGAUCAUUACUGCCACCAUGGAGAACGCACAGCCCAUUCUGCAGAUCGACAAUGCCAGGCUGGCAGCUGACGACUUCAGAACCAAGUAUGAGCAUGAGCUGACCCUGCGCCAGACCGUGGAGGCCGAUGUCAACGGCCUGCGCAGGGUGCUGGAUGAGCUGACCCUGGCCAGAACCGAUCUGGAGAUGCAGAUUGAAAGCCUCAAGGAGGAGUUAGCCUACCUGAAGAAGAACCACGAGGAGGAGAUGCUUGCCCUGAGGGGUCAGACUGGUGGGGAUGUCAAUGUGGAGAUGGACGCCGCCCCUGGUGUGGACCUGAGCCGCAUCCUGAAUGAGAUGCGCGACCAGUAUGAGCAGAUGGCCGAGAAGAACCGCAGAGAUGCUGAGGCCUGGUUCAUAAGCAAGACUGAGGAGCUGAACAAAGAAGUGGCCUCUAACAGCGAACAGAUACAGAGUGGCCGCAGUGAGGUGACUGAGCUCCGCAGAGUGUUCCAGGGCCUGGAGAUCGAGCUGCAGUCCCAGCUUAGCAUGAAAGCAUCCCUGGAGAACAGCCUGGAGGAGACCAAAGGCCGCUACUGCAUGCAGCUGUCCCAGAUCCAGGGGCUGAUUGGCAGCGUGGAGGAGCAGCUGGCACAGCUGCGCUGCGAGAUGGAGCAGCAGAGCCAGGAGUACAACAUCCUGCUGGACGUGAAGACGCGGCUGGAGCAGGAGAUCGCCACCUACCGCCGCUUGCUGGAGGGCGAGGACUCUCACCUCUCAUCCUCCCAAUUCCUCUCCUCCUCUCAGUUCUCUUCUGGCUCUCAGUCAUCCAGAGAUGUGACUUCCUCCAGUCGUCAGAUCCGCACCAAGGUCAUGGAUGUGCACGAUGGCAAGGUGGUGUCCACCCACGAGCAGGUCCUUCGCACCAAGAACUGAGGCUGCUCAGCGCGGCUCAGGCCUAGGAAGCCCCCCGUGUGGACACAGAUCCACCUGAAGAUGCCUUCUCCUGUUCUCCAAACACGUCAUACCACACUUGACCCCUGAUCCCUCCUGGCAAUCAAUAAAGCUUCUUUAUCUGAGUUGCAUAA
Messenger RNA from Ictidomys tridecemlineatus (thirteen-lined ground squirrel), 2225 nucleotides. NCBI's taxonomy places the organism in Eukaryota, Metazoa, Chordata, Mammalia, Rodentia, Sciuridae. The record is from RefSeq and is a predicted model, not a curated record.